AUGUUUGUCGACCCCCGCCGAGGGUACGACCAGCCCAUCCUGAGGCUUCUCCAGUCGGCACUUUCCUAUGUCGCCGUGGGCUUCGCGGCCUACUCGUUUGUGCUUCUGAAGCGAAGCCAGUCAUCGGUUGGCGCCUCCGUGAAGCACAAACUGAUAUAUACGCUAUGCUUCUCGAUAUUGCUGGCAGUGUGGGCCGUGUGCACCUACGUGGUCUACCUUGAGCCCCUUCGAAAAGUGUAUGGACGUCCCAUCGUGAUAUCAUUCAUCGACUUGUCGUUUGUCGUCAUCUGGAUGUACGAUGCCAUUGCCCUCAGUGGUCGAGGGGGUCUUUGCGACCUCACCAACGAAAUUGACCUUGAUGAAGAUAAGCUGACGAAAGCCUGUCACAUUCAGCACGCCGCCUACGCCGUGGGCAUCGCGUUGAUCGUACUCUACGCCUGGACAUGGUCGCGACACGUAUUUAAAGGCAUGAUCCCUAUUGUCCGUGAACAAGGCAUCAUGUCACUAAUCAGACCACAAAUGUACCUUGUGGGGGCGAUGUCGUGGGACGACCACAUCACUCGCGAGACACUCCACCACCAAGGCAAAAACGCCCCCUAUAUUCCUCGCAAGCCCAUCGUCAUGACCGAUGUGGACAGUGUGUAG
Messenger RNA from Diutina rugosa, 645 nucleotides. RefSeq lists its product as uncharacterized. Bases 1 to 645 code for a protein of 214 amino acids. The transcript has a single exon. NCBI's taxonomy places the organism in Eukaryota, Fungi, Ascomycota, Pichiomycetes, Serinales, Debaryomycetaceae. The record is from RefSeq and is a predicted model, not a curated record.